AUGGAGAGUAAACCCUAUCCCCACACGUCGGGGCACUUGCCGCCGCUUUCAACUUUGGACUAUGUUCUUUUCUCUAUCACCCUGGCCGUUUCCGCUAUCAUUGGAGUGUUUUACGGUCUGCAAGACCGGAACAAAAAAGGAGCCAGUCACUUUCUCCGGGCCGGUGGCAAGAUGUCCGUGUUUCCAGUGUCCAUGUCGUUGUUGGCUAAUACGUUUUUAGCAACUAUUUCAAAAUAUUUCAAAUUCGUCAUUGCAAAAUCAAUUUUCUCUCACUCUCUUUUCAUUGUUUUUCAUUUUCUUUAUCAUUUUUUCUUUUCUUAUAACCCUCUCGCUUUCCCCAAUUGUUUUUCGUUCUCUUUUUUUUUUUUUACUUCUCUCUUGAUUUCGCUGUUUUUUUUUCUGUUUUUAAUUCUCUUUCUCAUUUUCACCUCCUCAUAUUAUCCCUUCCUCUUAAUUUCCUUUUUCUUUUGGCUUUACGCCCUUUCACUCUCUCAUUCUCUCUCUGUUUCGAUAUCAUUCUUUCUUUCUUUCUUUCUUUCUUUCUUUCUUUCUUUCUUUCUUUCUUUCUUUCUUUCCCCACUCUGUCGUUCUAUCGAGCUUUAUCUUCACUUUCACUUUCUCUUGACUUUUUCUUUUACCCUCUUUUCCACACUGAUAUCCCUCUUCUUACUCUCUUUUUCUAACAUUUUUUUCUAG
Molecule: messenger RNA, 696 nt
Organism: Acanthosepion pharaonis
Lineage: Eukaryota; Metazoa; Mollusca; Cephalopoda; Sepiida; Sepiidae
Source: the annotation of a GenBank genome assembly